CUCUAUAUAGGGGGCUCAUCCAGGUGCCCAGAGCUAUCCUGUGGCAUCUCAGCAUGGCUCGUGCACUGGGAGUACCAGUUGCACUGGGGUUGUUGGGCCUGUGCUGGUCUCUGACCUUUGCCCACCCUCUUCCUCCGGAUGGUACCCCUGGGAACGGAGCUGAAGGUGGGAGUGGGGCCAGAGUGAACCCAGAUGUGACAGAACCCUGUUCGGAUGGCUGGAGCUUUGAUGCUACCACCCUGGAUGAACAUGGGGCCAUGCUCUUUUUUAAAGGGGAGUUCGUGUGGAAGAGUCACAAAUGGGUCCGGGAGUUAAUCUCAGAGAGGUGGAAGAAUUUCACCAGCCCUGUGGAUGCUGCAUUCCGCCGUGGUCACAACAGUGUCUUCCUGAUCAAGGGGGACAAAGUCUGGGUGUACCCUCCGGAGAAGAAAGAGAAAGGAUAUCCUAAGUUGCUCCAAGAAGAGUUUCCUGGAAUUCCAUCCCCAGUGGAUGCAGCUGUGGAAUGUCACCGUGGGGAAUGCCAAGAUGAGGGUGUCCUCUUCUUCCAAGGUAACCACACAUGGUUCUGGGACUUGACUACGGGAGCCACAAAGGAGCGUUCCUGGCCGGCUGUUGGGAACUGCUCCUCUGCCCUGCGAUGGCUCAGCCGCUACUACUGCUUCCGGGGUAACCAAUUCCUGCGCUUCAACCCCGUCACGGGAGAGGUGCUUCCAAAGUACCCUCUGGAUGUUCGAGACUACUUCAUACCCUGCCCUGGCAGAGGCCAUGGACACAGGAAUGGGACAGGCCAUGGGAAUGGUACCCACCCUGGCCAUAGGGAUGUGCGCUGUGGCCCAGAUCUAGUCUUAUCUGCACUGCUGACUGACAACCAUGGUGCCACGUAUGCCUUUAGUGGGUCCCACUACUGGCGUCUGGACACCAGCCGUGAUGGGUGGCACAGCUGGCCCAUUGUCCAUCAGUGGCCCCAGGGUCCUUCAACAGUGGAUGCUGCCUUUUCCUGGGAUGAUAAACUUUACCUGAUCCAGGGCACUCAGAUAUAUAUCUUCUUGACUAAAGGAGGCUAUACUCUAGUAGAUGGUUAUCCAAAGAGGCUGGAGAAGGAAUUUGGGAGCCCUCAUGGGAUCAACCUUGAGGCUGUAGAUGCAGCCUUUACUUGUCCUGGGUCUUCUCGGCUCCACAUUAUGGCAGGACGGAAGCUGUGGUGGCUGGACCUGAAGUUAGGAGCCCAAGCCACAUGGACGGAGCUUCCUUGGCCCCAUGAGAAGGUUGAUGGGGCCCUGUGUGUGGAAAAGUCCCUUGGCCCCAACUCAUGUUCUGCCAACGGCCCUGGCUUGUACCUCAUCCAUGGCCCCAAUAUGUACUGCUACAGUGAUGUGGAGAAACUGAACACAGCCAAGACCCUACCCCAGCCCCUGAGAGUGGACAGCCUCCUGGGCUGCAGUCAUUGAGAGGAGGGCUCUUGACAUGAGUCUGGCAUAGCCCCUUCUGCCUAUUUUCUUUACAAUAAAGCCAGAGUGCUGCUUUGCUGGACUCAAGGGG
Herpailurus yagouaroundi (jaguarundi) is the source of this 1539-nucleotide messenger RNA. RefSeq names its product hemopexin (gene HPX). Lineage: Eukaryota; Metazoa; Chordata; Mammalia; Carnivora; Felidae. Gene Ontology annotation, biological process: heme transport; intracellular iron ion homeostasis. The record is from RefSeq and is a predicted model, not a curated record. The transcript has 10 exons. Gene Ontology annotation, molecular function: heme transmembrane transporter activity. Bases 54 to 1448 code for a protein of 464 amino acids.